AUGAGAAGAGAGAGAGAGAGUGGGCCUUUCAACCUGAUCAAAGACAGACCCGGAGGUGGUUUUGGCUCCGUCCAUGUCCACCAAUCCCCCAUGAAUGAUGCAACUAAAAAGCACGGCCGCCGGACCGGAGCACUAUUAGCCGUGGCCCCGGAGCCCAUCAGCGCGGUCCCCAGAGCCCAUCAGCGUGGCCCCCGGAGCCCAUCAGCGCAGCCCCCGGAGCCCAUCAGCGCGGCCCCCGGAGCGCCAACCCCCUGCGGAGGGCCAUAA
Molecule: messenger RNA, 267 nt
Organism: Knipowitschia caucasica
Lineage: Eukaryota; Metazoa; Chordata; Actinopteri; Gobiiformes; Gobiidae
Source: the annotation of a GenBank genome assembly